CGAUGCCACUGCUGCUGCCGCCGCCGCCGCCGCCGCCGCCGGGGCUGCUACCGCUGCUGCUGCCACGUGUCCGCCUCCUCCCGCCGCUGCUCUGCGCCCCAGACCCCGCCGCAGCUCAAGCCCGCGCCUCCUCCUCACUUCCUAAAAUAUGCAACCUGCGUGCUGGCCCCGCCCACGCCGCGGCACGUCACCGUUACCGGAGCAACCUGACACCGGCCGCGGGCCUGACUCCGCCCCCGCUUCAAACCCCACCCCCGCAGGCCCGGGGCCGCGCCGGCUGCGGCCGGUCGGGGCUCCCGGCAGGAGGGCGCCGGGGCCUGGGGCGCGCGUGCCCAAGUCCCGAGAGGCGGCGGCUGCGCCACUGCGGGGCGCGGCGACUCGCUGGGCAGCGGGGACUCGGCGGCCCUGCAGCUCUCGCGUCCCUCCUCCUGCCUCCCUGCGUGACCCGCCUGCUUUGGAGGGCACGCAAGGUCCGCAGUGGGUGCGGGGACGUCCGCAGAACUGGGCCCCCGAAUCUCCGUGGACCUGGGACAGAAACCACGCGCUGGAGCAUCUCAACCUCUGUCUCCAACAACCGGUCCACAGCCAGCUUGCGGCAGAAACCAGAGCACAGACUGCAGGGGCCGGAAGAAGAAGAAGAAGAAGAAAGAGUGAUGUUAAAAUUUUGAAUUCAGAAACAGUUGCCAUGUGGGGAAUUGAUUUUGGCUUGAAACAGGCCACCCGCUUCUCAUCAGUGGCUCCUGGCAGGGUUCCCGGGCUCAGGACACGCCUCCUCCACUCAUUUCCUGGGAAGUCUGUUCCUCUGAGGGCCAUCUCCUCGCCCUUGCAUCACACCUGGAUGCGGUUUCCUUGAGCUGCUGGGUGGCGUUGCCCUGCUCCACUCACUCCACGGCUGUCUUGGCUCCAACAUCCCCUGCCUUUCCUCCUGCUCCUGCCAGCUGAUGGAGAAGGGGCAUUCUGAAGAGAGCAGAGGGCAGUAGCAUGGGGCCGGGGCCUGGGGGUGGAGCUGGGGUGAAGCUCAGGCAGAUAACAGGGGUCAAGGGGGGUCUGAGGCAGCCAGAACCGCCUCCACGAGCCUGUUCCAGCUCCCAGCAGGCUCACUUAGGCUCCCUCGGCCGCCUGGCUCAGAUCUCUUUUCUUAAUCCAAUAAAGGGGCACUUGCCUACUUUUGAAAAGGUGCCAUCGGAUUAUUUCUUGCCCCAUAUCCUGUCCUGAAGCAGUUCAGCUCCAAUUUCAUCUUCAAGACCAGUUUCUGUCUGAUAGGGCUCUUUUGCUAUUGACCUAGAAUCACUAAUAUUUUAUAGCCCCUGAGCCAUUAUUGUCUCUUUACGCUCUUUCUUGCCAAAUGGACAGCGUCUCAAAUCUCCUUGUUCUUUCCUCCACUCUUGUUUCUCUCUCUGCUGCCACAACAUCCAUCUACCCACAGCGCCACCUUUAUGCAGGACAGCCUUUCCUCCGGGCUUCUCUGAUAAAUUCAAUCAGGAAAACUGUCUGCCUGCUUCGAGAUCCAUGCUUAAAGGACUUUGCAUUAGAGGUGGUGGGCAGUGAAGUACUGAUUCUAGAUCCUUCUGCAGGGUGUCAGCAGGACCCAGGAGCCCCAGUGCCCUCAGGACAAGAGCUGUUGGCUUAACAACAAAAUACUCCCUUUUGUAACACAGGGAUGGGAGAUUUCUUUGGUAGCCUCAAUUGCCAUUUUUUUUUUUUCUUUUCUUUUCUUUUUAGGGCUGCACCUGUGGC
Sus scrofa (pig) is the source of this 1737-nucleotide messenger RNA. RefSeq lists its product as uncharacterized. The record is from RefSeq and is a predicted model, not a curated record. Lineage: Eukaryota; Metazoa; Chordata; Mammalia; Artiodactyla; Suidae.